GGUAACUCUAGUUCGUAGUGCCCGCCUGCUUGCCAGGUGUUGAAGUUACUUGAGCAAACGAUCGACCCAUACGUUCUGCAAAAACAGAAGGGCGUGAAGUGUGUUGCAGGUGUUGCAGUAUGAGUGGAGAUACAUUUGUCCUGCACAAGGGAGGAUGUCACUGUGGCGCCGUCCGGUUCCAGGUCUUUGCUCCAAGUGUUCUCCAUGUAUUUGACUGCAACUGCAGUAUUUGUGUAAAAAAAGGCAACAUGCAUUUCAUUGUGCCCAAGUCCAGGUUCGAGCUCAUCAAGGGGGAAGACAACAUAGAAGUGUAUACAUUCAACACCCACAAAGCCAAGCACACCUUCUGUAAGACCUGUGGUGUCCAGAGUUUCUACUCUCCCAGAUCAAACCCAGAUGGCUAUGGUGUCGCUCCCCACUGCCUUGACCCUGGAACUGUGGAGAAGAUUGAGGUAGAGACAGUCGAUGGCCAGAACUGGGAGAAAUUCAUGAAGACUUCCGACAUCUCCAAGUAUUCCAAGACAUAAAUAGCAGCGGGAAUUUCAUCCUUGUUUUAAUAUUGUAUAAAAUGGAGAAUGACUGUUAAGGAGAAAUUGAUCCAGUUACAUUUUUCUAAUCUUUCUUUGAUUUUCUAAUCAUCUAUGCAAUGUUGCAGCUAUGUCACAGGUGAUUAUUGUGUCUUUCUUAUAUUAGGUAUACUCUGGUUUUCAAUAUUUACUAAUAUUUAUUAGAUCCUUUUAUAUAUUUUAAUUAGAUCUUCUCCAAAUUUCGAUUUUAUAUUAGAUCCUUUUAUUUCUUUUAAUUAGAUAUUUUCUUAAUUUCUAUUAUUAAAAUCUUCUCUGAAUUUCCAUUUGUUAGAUCCUUUUUGUUAAUUUAAUUAGAUAUUUGCUGAAUUUCCAUGCUUGCGACUAAUGGGAUGGAACCUGGAAGGGGUGGUCGGGUAGCCUAGUGGUUAAAGCCUUCGCUCGUCACGCCGAAGACCCGGUUUGAUUCCCGACAUGAGUACAAUGUGUGAAGCCCAUUUCUGGUGUCCCCUGCCGUGAUAUUGCUGAAAAAUUGCAAAAAGCGGCGUAAAACCAUACUCACUCACUCACUCUGACGUGGGAUGUAUGACUUCAGUAUUCUCUUUAUUGGAAAUGUUCAUGUUGGUUCUCCUAAUGUGCAUAAUACUUCUUGACAUGAUCAUGUGUGUGAUGAACUUGAUCUUUUCAAUCAGGAAUAAAUAAUUACAUACUU
Messenger RNA from Haliotis rufescens (red abalone), 1236 nucleotides. RefSeq names its product centromere protein V-like. The transcript has 5 exons. Gene Ontology annotation, molecular function: carbon-sulfur lyase activity. NCBI's taxonomy places the organism in Eukaryota, Metazoa, Mollusca, Gastropoda, Lepetellida, Haliotidae. The record is from RefSeq and is a predicted model, not a curated record. The coding region runs from base 120 to 527 and encodes 135 amino acids.